Colius striatus (speckled mousebird) is the source of this 1441-nucleotide messenger RNA. It is a transcript of the gene FUCA1, whose product is annotated as alpha-L-fucosidase 1. Gene Ontology annotation, cellular component: lysosome. The transcript has 8 exons. The coding region runs from base 1 to 1356 and encodes 451 amino acids. The record is from RefSeq and is a predicted model, not a curated record. Gene Ontology annotation, molecular function: alpha-L-fucosidase activity. Gene Ontology annotation, biological process: fucose metabolic process; glycoside catabolic process. NCBI's taxonomy places the organism in Eukaryota, Metazoa, Chordata, Aves, Coliiformes, Coliidae.
AUGUCGGCGCGCGCGCUGCUGUGCGUGGCCGCCGCGCUGGGGCCGGCGUUGGCCUGGGCGCGCUACCGCCCGGCCUGGGCCAGCCUGGACGCCAGGCCGCUGCCCGCCUGGUUCGACCGGGCCAAGGUCGGAGUGUUCGUGCACUGGGGGGUGUUCUCGGUCCCGGCCUGGGGCUCCGAGUGGUUCUGGUGGCACUGGCGGGGCGAGCGCCGGGCUGAGUACGAGCGCUUCGUGCGGGGCCGGUACCCGCCCGGCACCACCUACGCCGACUUCGCGCCCCGGUUCACGGCCCACGACUUCCAGCCCCGCGAGUGGGCUCGGCUCUUCCAGCGGGCUGGGGCCAGAUAUGUGGUACUGACCACAAAGCAUCACGAAGGCUUCACCAACUGGGGCUCACCCGUGUCCUGGAACUGGAACUCUCUGGAUACGGGGCCUCACCAAGAUCUGGUAGGAGAGCUGGGACAAGCCCUCAGGGAGAGCAACAUACGCUAUGGACUGUACCACUCUCUGCUGGAGUGGUUUAAUCCACUCUAUCUAGCUGACAAAGAAAGUGGCUUCAAGACCCAGAACUUCGUUGUAAAGAAGACCAUGCCAGAACUUUAUGAUCUUGUCCUAAGGUAUAAACCAGAUUUGAUUUGGUCAGAUGGAGACUGGGAGGCUCCGGACUCGUACUGGAAUUCCACCUCUUUCCUUGCCUGGCUUUAUAACGAUAGUCCUGUCAAGGACACAGUUGUUGUUAACGAUCGUUGGUGUAACAACUGCUCUUGUCACCACGGAGGCUACUACAAUUGUGCUGACAAAUACAAGCCAGGGACCCUGCCAGCUCACAAGUGGGAGAUGUGCUCCUCCAUUGACAGGCGAUCCUGGGGCUACCGGAGCAACAUGAACCUCACGGAGCUGAUGGAUGAAGGAAGUAUCAUUGAGGAGCUAGUGCAGACUGUGAGUUUUGGAGGCAACUACCUUCUCAACGUGGGACCUACAAAAGAAGGGGUGAUUGUUCCCAUCUUCCAAGAGAGACUCCUGGCCCUCGGGAGGUGGCUGGACACCAAUGGGGAGGCAAUUUACGAGUCAAAGCCAUGGAGAGUACAGAUGGAGAACAGCACAAACACGGUCUGGUACACUUCCAAGGGACCGGUUGUUUAUGCCAUCUUUCUGAUCUGGCCUCAGGACAGUGUUUUGAAGCUGUCCUCACCUGCUCCAUCCCCAGACACACAAGUGACCAUGCUGGGCUUCGCAGGGACCCUGCCCUGGCAGCACUCCCCAGGGGAAGGACUGCUCAUAACGCUGCCCUACAUGCUGCCCUCUCCUCUCCCUCCUCAGUCUGGCUGGGCUGUCAGGCUCCAGGGUGUGAAGUGACGGCUGCAGGAUGACAGCAGCAAUGUCCCCCUGCCUUUUCAGUUGGCUCUAAGAGGACUGUUCAUUGAUUGAUGAAUAAACUGCU